CACACCUUUAAUUUCGGAGUAUGUUUGUUGUCAUCGUACUUAUGUAAUAAAGAAGUAAACAUUCAGGUGCAACAAUGUAUAAAACCAUCGUUCGAGUACCAACGUUCAUCAAAAAAUAUGAGCUUCUGAAGCUGCCCAAUUUUCAAACUCAACUAAAAGCCUCGAAAACCAAAGCUGCAAGGGCAUCAAGGGUGAAACUGCAGGCUGAGCUGGCAUCUAUUGAGGAGGCUGGUACAUUUAAGAAAGAGCGAAUAAUCAAGUCCAGACAGGGCCCUUCCAUUGAUGUACAUGGCUCUCAGAUACAGAUCCUCAACUUCUGUGCCAAUAACUAUCUGGGACUCUCGAGCCAUCCAGAGGUGAUAGAAGCUGGCAAAAAAGCCCUGGACUCUCAUGGCGCGGGACUCAGUUCUGUACGCUUCAUCUGUGGAACAAUGGACAUCCACAAGGAGCUGGAGGAUAAGUUGGCCCGUUUCCAUGGCAAGGAGGACUGCAUUCUCUACAUUAGCUGUUUCGAUGCAAACACAGGCCUGUUUGAGCAAUUGUUGAACGAACAUGACGCAGUGCUGUCAGACGAGCUUAACCAUGCCUCCAUCAUUGAUGGUAUCCGCCUGUGCAAGGCCAAGAGAUAUAGAUACAAGCAUGUGGACAUGGAGGAUUUAGAGAAGCAGCUGCAAGAAUCCCAGAAGUAUGAACACAGGCUGAUCGCCACCGAUGGUGUGUUUAGCAUGGACGGCAAAGUCACGCCCCUCGAUCAAAUCUGUGAUUUGGCCCUCAAACACAAUGCAUUGGUGUAUAUUGAUGAGUGCCAUGCAACCGGCUUUUUUGGAGAAACAGGAAGGGGUACCGAGGAGUAUUUCCAGAAGAAGACGGGAAAGGAUAUACAUGUGGACAUCAUCUGCUCCACCCUUGGCAAGGCUGUCGGUGGGGCCUCAGGGGGUUACACAUGUGGAUCAAAGGAGCUGGUGUCCAUGUUACGCCAGAGGUCUCGACCUUACCUGUUCUCCAACUCUUGCCCUCCACCUAUUGUCGCUUGUGCCAGCAAGGCCCUUGACAUUAUCAUGAGUGACCCGAGUCUGCCUGGCAAAGUGCAUAGCAACACUGUUCUGUUCAGGAACAAGAUGGCUGAGGCUGGAUUCUCUCUAUCGGGAGACCCAGACCACCCAAUCUGUCCUGUAAUGCUUGGAGACGCCAAGCUGGCCAGUGCCUUUGCUGAUGAAAUGUUAGAGAGAGGCAUCUAUGUCAUUGGAUUUUCAUACCCAGUUGUCCCUAAAGGUAAAGCCCGAAUCCGAGUUCAAAUAUCUGCUGCACACACUGAGGAGGAGAUUACAAGAUGUGUGGAUGCCUUUGUUGCCAUUGGACGCAAGUUCAAUGUCAUCCAGUGAAAAAACACAAGGCAGAUGAACAUGUCAUUAUGAAUGAAAUGUGGGGAGGGGAAUCUCGUUUUAGUCAUGGUAGUUUCAAUAACACAUGUUUUGUGAUUUAAUAUCAAUGUAUGAACUUUCAUAUAAUAAAAUGAUCUAGAAUUGCAACAAUAGAAUAGUUGCAGGGUCAAGUUUUAUCUUCAUUUUAUCUGUUCAGUUUCUGAAGUCCAUUGGGGUUUUAGGACUUUUUUUCAUGUAAUUUCAUUUGAUGCAUUGUAUAUUUAGCAACAAGUUAAUGUCUCAAUUUAAUAUAUUGAACGAACAAACUGUAACAUUUUAAUGUAAAAAAAUACUCAAUAGUUUAUUUUGAAUUUGUACUCUUAAAUAUCUAAUAACACUUACUUAUGAAUCUCAAUUUAUUCAAAUAUUUUUGUUAACCUUUUGUACAAUGCCUCUUAGGUUUUGUUGUCUCUCGUACAUAAAGGGUAUUGUUAUUGUAUUAUUACAGAGUUCUAUCUUUUAUACAUAAAUAUUUGCUCAUUACCAGCAUGCCUUACAUAUUUUCAGAACGAAAAUAAGUCAUAGUUAACUUUCUUCUAUGAAUAUGCUAUUUUUACAUCCUUAUCGGUGCUUUGUUAUUAAAAAAUAAAAGUUGUUAAAUAUAUUAAAGACAGGUUAUUUUAUCUAAGAUUAUUUUGUAUUGUUGAGAGAUUUAUCCCAAAUAUAUCACUGUUUUAAGCCAUAAAAUUAUGGAAAAUCUUAUUCAAUUGGUAAACAUUUUUGUUUUUACUUAUAUCUCUGGUUGUUUUUUAUUGAAUCUCAGAUGUACAUGUUUUAUGAAUUGAUCUGAUAUUUUAAUGCAAAUAUACAUUUUCAUGUUGUGGUGACAUUCAGUCGAAGUAGAGUCCCUUAACUGGUACCUGUCUCUAUGUACAUAUGAAGCGGUUAAAGUAUACCCAAACAAAACCAAGAGGAUAUAUGUUUUAUACAUAUUCAAUUUUACAUUACAGUUUAUCUUAACAAUUGUUGGUUGCAUUGUUGGUUUGUGUUUACAGGGUAGUCACAUACUAAGAGUUUGUGGUUGUGAAACAAGUUUUAAUUGCAUUUUAAUGUUACAUUGUAUUUGUUAUCUACCAACAUUCCAUUUUUGUGAUUUUCAUUUUUUGUCAGGAAAAUAAAUUUUGAAAUCUUUUGGAGGCAAGUUUAAGAGCUUUGUCUCAUAUUUAUUUUAUCAGUGUUUUUCUUAAUAAUCUAAUCUAUUGGUCCAAACAUGACUGAAUUUGGGUAUUUUUUUCACUGAUUUUCUUUUACUUCAAAUUUCUAUAUAUACAUGUGAUGGUACAAGUUUAAAUAAAUGUUAUGUAUCAA
Molecule: messenger RNA, 2729 nt
Organism: Mya arenaria
Lineage: Eukaryota; Metazoa; Mollusca; Bivalvia; Myida; Myidae
Product: 2-amino-3-ketobutyrate coenzyme A ligase, mitochondrial-like
Exons: 13
Coding region: 75-1382 (435 amino acids)
Biological process (GO): biosynthetic process; L-threonine catabolic process
Molecular function (GO): pyridoxal phosphate binding; glycine C-acetyltransferase activity
Source: RefSeq, a predicted model, not a curated record